AUGCUAGACACGGGAUCUAAUCAAGAAAAGGGCUUAGGAAAAGAAAGUAAUACCUCACACUCCUCGACAGGAUUUAUAAUUGGGGCCAUUGCCCAUAGGACUGCUGAUCCCAUAGUCUGGAAAUCAUCACAACCAGUAUGGGUCGAGCAAUGGCCCUUAACAUCUGAGAAAAUAGCAGCAGCCCGACAAUUAAUUGAUCAGCAAUUAGCAGAGGGACAUAUAGAGCCAUCAAAUAGUCCCUGGAACACACCCAUAUUUGUAAUAAAAAAGAAAUCAGGCAAGUGGAGACUUUUGCAAGAUCUAAGGGCCAUAAAUGACACCAUGGAAGAUAUGGGCUCCUUACAACCUGGAUUGCCCUCCCCUGUGGCAAUUCCACAGGAGUAUUGUGUUGUUGUUAUUGACUUACAGGAUUGUUUUUUCACUAUACCUCUUCACCCGGCUGAUUGUCAAAGAUUUGCAUUCAGCAUACCAUCAGAAAACUUUAAACAGCCUUAUCAGAGAUAUCAAUGGAAGGUUCUCCCACAAGGGAUGAAAAAUAGUCCUACAUUAUGUCAAAAGUUUGUAGAUCAGGCAUUGCAAGUUAUUAGAAAGAAAUUUUCAGAUCUAUAUCUUAUUCAUUAUAUGGAUGAUAUUUUACUAGCUCAUAAAGAUCGGGCUACUUUACAGGAAAUUCUUACUCAGACCGUCCUUGCUUUAGAAGAACAUGGUCUAAAAAUAGCCCCAGAAAAGAUUCAGACUGAACCUUCUUUUUCCUACUUAGGCAGAAUAUUACAUACCUCUACUAUCACCCAUCAGCCUUUACAAUUAAGAAAAGAUCAUUUAAACACAUUAAAUGAUUAUCAGAAACUAUUAGGUGAUAUCAACUGGGUCAGGUCAUAUCUAAAAAUAACCACUCUUGACUUAAAACCUCUAUUUGACAUUUUAAAGGGAGAUUCUAACCCUAAGUCUCCCCGACAAUUAACUGUAGAAGGAGAAAAGGCUAUAGCAAAAAUAGAACAGGCCAUCAAUAAACAGCAACUACAGUAUCUAGAUUAUUCCAAAUCUUGGGCCUUAAUUAUUCUAGCCACUAAAUAUACUCCUACAGGAUGUUUAUGGCAGGAAGGACCAUUAGAAUGGAUACAUUUACCUGUCACUCCUAGGAAGAUUGUACCAUCCUAUCCUUCCCUAGUGGCCACUCUCAUUAUCAAAGGUAGACGACGCAGUAUCGAACUCUUUGGAAGAGAAGUUACUGAGAUAAUAAUACCUUAUAAAAGAGAACAAUUAGACACACUAUUACAAUUUGAAGAAGAGUGGCAAAUAGCUAUAGGUAACUUCCCAGGACAAAUUUUACAUCAUUUGCCAAGAUCACCUAUAUUGCAAUUUCUCUCCCUACAUCCGUUUAUAUUUCCUAUUAAAUGUUCAAAAGAGCCAUUAUCACCUCCUGCCUCCUUAGUAUUCACAGAUGGCUCCUCUAAUGGUAGGGCAGUGACAAUCAUUGACUCAAUAACCCAUGUUCAACAAACCCUAGAGACGUCAGCCCAGAGAACAGAGCUUUUGGCAGUCAUUUAUGCUUUUGAACAAUUGCAACAGGUUCCCUUUAACUUGUACACUGACUCUCAAUAUAUAGUUAAAUUAUUUCCUCAUAUUGAGACCGCCUCUCUCCCACAAGGAAGAACAGCCAUUUUCUCUUUGUUAACUCAGCUACAAACUUACAUUCAUAAACGAGAAAAGGCUUUCUAUAUUGGACAUAUUAGAGCUCAUUCCUGCCUACCAGGACCCUUAAGCGAAGGAAAUUAUCAGGCGGAUCUACUAACUCGCCCAGUAGUUUGUACAGCUCUAGAAGAAGCCCGGCGGUCUCAUGCCAUUCACCAUCAAAAUGCUUCUGCUCUCCGUCUAUAUUAUCGCAUAUCUAGAGAAGCUGCUCGAAGUAUUGUGCGUGACUGCGGCCAUUGUCCUACUCAUUUUCCUAGCCCUGCUACUGGAGUUAAUCCAAGAGGACUUAGACCCUGUGACUUAUGGCAGAUGGAUAUUACUCAUGUCCCAUCUUUUGGCAAACUUUGCUAUGUGCAUGUUUGUAUUGAUACCUUUUCUCAUGUUAUCCUUGCUUCUGCACGUACAGGAGAAGCCUUUAAAGAUCUGACCCAGAGGGCACAGCUUACUCCUCCUCGGACACCGACACCACCAUCAAGCAUGGCCCUGAUGGACCCUUUGAUGCAGCCCUUCAACUCUCUGACGCUUCGGGAAGCCCGUCACCAGUGA
Myotis brandtii (Brandt's bat) is the source of this 2238-nucleotide messenger RNA. Its product is annotated as endogenous retrovirus group K member 11 Pol protein-like. Gene Ontology annotation, molecular function: RNA-DNA hybrid ribonuclease activity; zinc ion binding; RNA stem-loop binding. The transcript has 2 exons. The coding region runs from base 1 to 2238 and encodes 745 amino acids. NCBI's taxonomy places the organism in Eukaryota, Metazoa, Chordata, Mammalia, Chiroptera, Vespertilionidae. The record is from RefSeq and is a predicted model, not a curated record. Gene Ontology annotation, biological process: DNA integration; RNA-templated DNA biosynthetic process.